AUGGCAGACAAAGCUAGCUAUUUCACACAGCUCUAUGCUUUAAGUAAUUCGGAUUCAGAUGAAGGAGAGCUCAAUGAAUCGCGAGAAUUUUUGAAAAAAUGCAAUACUCCCAUUUUGGAUCCUCCAUCACAAAGGAAGCGGAGUUUGCUACCUCCCUUACCAAAGGAUCCAAAUCUACUACCACCUCGAAAGCUACAUAAACCGCUUUUAAAAAAUGUUCCAACAUUACAACGAAGUCAUUCAGAGCCAAAGGGGAAUGUAAGUACGGUUAAGAAUACGGCUGAUGGUACGACGGAGAAACUUUUUGAGUCACCUCGUAGAAGGUCUGGCCUUCGAAGCGAAUCGCGUGCUACGGUUUCUACAGGUAGUUCUUUUGAAAAGGAAACUUCGUCGUCUUUAAGAAGUGCAGAUGGUUCAGUAAAAAGACCAACUAGAGAUCAACGCAGCAUAUCAAAUCCAACAUCAGCUACCUUGGUUCUUACCAAUAGUACAGGAAUCGCAUCAAUGCUUAGCAAAAAGAGAAAAGGAGAUGCCCAGGAAAACGGGGCCAACAAAAAACCCACCAAGAAGAAAGAGAAACCUCUAAAGUUUGUUCCCCCAAAGGAUCGGGUCUUCCAAGGUCUUAAUUUUUUCUUCCUUCCUAACGAUGAUAAAUCUCCAGUCAGGCGUUUUCGCAUCAUUAAAGCAAGAGAGCGCGGCGCAACAUGGGUUAGAGAUAUAAACGAGCCCAUCUCGCAUCUUAUUAUUGAUAACUCCUUGACGCGCAAGGACGUUGUGACCUACCUUGGAGUCCUUCCGGAUGGAGCCAGUAUGGUAAAUGAGGAAUGGUUAUUAGAUUGCAUUGAACAGAAAUUUCUCUAUGAACCAACUGGGAAGAAAUAUCAGGUCAAAAAUCCAGAUGCAGUCAUCGAAAAGAAGCAGAUGCCGAUAUCAUCAACGUCACAGCAGUCACAUGAAUCUCUCCAAUUAGAACCUCGUAACAGGAAACCUAAUAAGUGGGAGUAUGUGCCUCUGAAAGAAACACCUGAACGUAGUCAACGUUCAAUACCAACCGUCAAACCGGCUCCUUUCCCGUCAACCUCAAUUUCUAGAUCACAGUUGCCGGAAACAGAUCCAGAUGGUUUGACAGAAGAGAGCUCACAGCACCUUAAUCAAACAUCUUCCCCCAACCCACAAUACGCAGACUUUGGUAUACUAAAUGAAGCAAUCGAAUUAGCCAUGGCAACCGAAGGUGUACUCGAUCAUGACAAUUCUGACGACGACCUAACAUCAAAUUUCAGUGAAUUUGAUGAUACCAUAGACGAAUCAGAUUCAGAAGAUGGUCGUCGUUCCCCUCUGAAAGCUCCCACCAAAACCCGUCGAACAGCCCCUGCGGGCAAAGGGAGUCUAAGUAACUUCCAAUGUAUGACUGGGGGAACCGCCUCCGACGAACCCAAUCCCAACGAUCACACAAUCCAAAUCCUGUCACGAAUGAAAGACUACUAUGAAAGAAUCGGCGAUCAAUGGCGUACGCGUUCCUACAUGCAAGCAUGCGGCCAACUCAAAAACCAACCAACCCUCAUCCGUACCUUCUCCGAAGCCAUCGUAAUCCCCAAAAUUGGCCAACGCAUCGCCAAAAAAAUCGAAGAAAUAGUCCUCACCGGUCAUCUCCGGCGUCUCGACCACGCAGAAGCAGAACCAGACGAUAAAAUCCUCAAACUCUUCAUGGGUAUCUAUGGAGUAAACUACAAGCUCGCAUCAAAAUGGAUUUCUCAAGGCCAUCGCUCAUUUGCCGAUCUCAAAAACAACAUCAAACUCACACCCAGUCAACAAAUCGGCAUCGAACACUACGAUGAUUUGCAACUCCGGAUUCCCCGCCACGAAAUCGAAGAACUGGGUAACUUCAUCAUCGAAACAUCUAAAACCCUCGAUCCCGAAAUCGAAAUCACAAUCGGCGGUUCCUAUCGUCGCGGCGCAAAAACAUCCGGCGAUAUCGAUAUCAUCAUUUCCAAACCCCACACUACCAAAACAACACAACUAGCACCCUUCCUCUCUUCUCUCGUAAAGUCUCUCACAGAUUCCCACUUUUUAACUGCGGCGCUCGCCGUACCGCAUAAUAACGAAGGCUCAAAAUGGCACGGAUGUUGUGUUCUCCCAUCUCCCUCUUCCUCUUCUCAACUCACCUCUCCCAACCCCUGGCGUCGCAUCGAUUUCCUCCUCGUUCCUGCGUCCGAAAUCGGCGCAGCACUCAUCUAUUUCACCGGCGACGAUAUUUUCAACCGAAGUAUGCGUUUACUGGCUGGGAAAAAAGGGAUGAGAUUAAAUCAGCGGGGCUUGUAUAGAGAUGUCAUGAGAGGCGGGAUGAAGGGAGGAAAGUGGGAGAGUAGGAAGAAAGUCACGGAUGGGACGUUGGUAGAGGGGAGAGACGAGAGAGCGAUUUUUGAAGCAUUGGGGGUGCCGUGGAGGGAGCCGUGGGAGAGAAUUUUGCAUUAGGGGCCCGGUAUGAAGGUAGAGGGCAGGGGACUUUUGUAUGAGGACGAGGGGAGCUUGGUGCUUGUGAGCAGACGGUGGUGCAUUUUUGGUUUUGGAGAGGAAAUACCCAUCUUCAUGUUUGGUUCAGGUUCAGGUUCAGCUUCUAAAUUUGGGGCUAUUCGUACAGGAUAUCGAAGAUGUGUCAGGAACCCAAGCCAGUAUGUCACGAUUGAGCUCAAAGGGAAGUUUUUGGGUAACGCUUGAAGAUUCGUGGAUUGGAUGAAGAACUUACAGUACAGGGGUUGGAGUAAACAUUGCAUUGUUUUGUGAUAUCGCGCUAGGAUAUGCGAUCUUGUGGGUUGGAGUCUAGGAUUAGAUGGUACCUUGUGCAAUGAUGAUAUUGGUUUAUUCAUUUUGCAUCAUUGACCAUAUA
Messenger RNA from Botrytis deweyae, 2884 nucleotides. RefSeq lists its product as uncharacterized. Bases 1 to 2472 code for a protein of 823 amino acids. The record is from RefSeq and is a predicted model, not a curated record. The transcript has 2 exons. Gene Ontology annotation, cellular component: nucleus. Lineage: Eukaryota; Fungi; Ascomycota; Leotiomycetes; Helotiales; Sclerotiniaceae. Gene Ontology annotation, biological process: double-strand break repair via nonhomologous end joining. Gene Ontology annotation, molecular function: DNA binding; DNA-directed DNA polymerase activity.